AUGCCACAAACACCCUCCACCACACCUGCUCGCCCAGCCAAUAAAACACCAAACUCAUCUACCACACCUUCUCGUCCAGUUAAUAACACACCAAAUUCAGCAACACCUUCCAAUGACCCCUACAGGGAUAUGCGACAGCUUCAAGCGCGGUGGAACCAGCUAUCAAUAAAUAGUGGUGAGAGUACUCCAGAGAACACCCCCAGUCCCAAACGACGUGUCUACAAACCUCGAGCCCGAACUAAAAAGAAGCCUGAAGAUAUGUAUGCAGCCAUCAAUCUGAAAAAAUACAAAAUCUCUAAGUUCCUCAGUGCAUCUGCGCAUGACUUAUGCUUGAUAUUAAUGGGUCGAGCCACUCCAAGGUCACCAUUUCCGCCACCUCCCGAUCAAUACUACAGCCGUUCUUUACAACAAUUCAAGCCUAUAGAUGAAUAA
Melampsora larici-populina 98AG31 is the source of this 432-nucleotide messenger RNA. RefSeq lists its product as uncharacterized. The coding region runs from base 1 to 432 and encodes 143 amino acids. The transcript has 2 exons. The record is from RefSeq and is a predicted model, not a curated record. NCBI's taxonomy places the organism in Eukaryota, Fungi, Basidiomycota, Pucciniomycetes, Pucciniales, Melampsoraceae.